Molecule: messenger RNA, 4036 nt
Organism: Oncorhynchus kisutch (coho salmon)
Lineage: Eukaryota; Metazoa; Chordata; Actinopteri; Salmoniformes; Salmonidae
Exons: 24
Coding region: 447-3986 (1179 amino acids)
Source: RefSeq, a predicted model, not a curated record
AUGAUAAAAAAAAAUUGUGGUUCAAUCAGAGUCUGCUCUCAAUACUGUCCAGUUUUAUAGUUGUUCCUAUUAAUUGAUUGACUGGCGUUUGUCCAUGACUCUACUGUCAAACCCCUAACAUUGUUGUAUUUGAUGCUGUGUUGUUGCAACCUAGUAUCCAAACUGAUAUGUCAUUUUUAGUUGGAAAAAAACAGUGUUUAUAAUUUGCAAUUCCUGACUUCUGUAGUGUUGUGGUUUCUUGCAGGUAACCUGCUGUUCCUGGCUGUGGUCAGCCAUUUUGGGGCGAAGCUGCACCGGCCCAGGCUCAUUGCUAUGGGCUGUUUCCUCAUGGCUGUAGGAUCCUUCCUCACAGGCCUGCCACACUUCUUCAUGGGACGGGCUAUCAGGAGAGCUACCCAGUCCCAGAGGGCCAUCGUGGCUUCAUCAGUGAUGCCAGACUUCUGCAGAUGCAGAGAGCUGAGAGAGAGACCAUGGAAGCAAAGCAAAGAAAGAUAAGUGCUAUCCAUGAGAAUUAUGUCCGGACUGCUCUCAUCGGGGUUGGCAGCACCUUCGCGCACCACUUCGUCCCCUCUAUUCAGUGCAUUCCGUGGCCGAAAGCUCCACCGAGGCCUUUGCCACGAAGGCUUGAGCACAUAGCUCUGGCCCCACUGAAGAACGUGGUGGGGGUGGACGGAGCCCAAGUUCGACCCGGAUCUCACUCUCUGGAGUCCAUCCAGGUAAAUAAGUCAUUCAGCAGCAGUAGCGUGUGGCCUGUUCCCGUCCCUCCCACUGGAGCUCCCUCCAAGAGGGGCAAGAAGAAGAAGGGCAGGCGGGGAGUCAAAGCCCUGAAAGUCCAGUCGGAUCAGGGCUGUGCUGACAACAACGGACCCAUUGACCUGAUGGAGGAGGUGAGGGACAUCGAGCCUCACCUGAAGGAGGAGGCCUGGAAGGUGGUACAUGAGGUGAAGGCCAUGGGCAGGAGAAGUUUGGGCUCGGCCAUGUCCAUGGGGGAAAUAGCCACCAGCUCUCUGGGAAGCCUGAGCUCAGUGGAUAUGAACACCCCUGCGGAGCUCCGUGACUACUUGGAUGUUGGGACCCCGGUCAAGUUGCGUGACAGCCCACCCAGGCCUGCUCCCCCUCCUACCAAGCCCAGGUGCAAACAGCCUCGGCCUAUAAGGUUCCUUAGCCUGCCAAAGGCUGCCACCGGCUCAGACAAUAAGGCAGCCAGUGAGCCAAAGGGCCAAAUAAAGAACCAGGCCAGAUUGCAGCCCCUGUCCAACCCAGAGCAGGCCCUGACUAAGACCUUCAAGCUGCUCCACUCUCCCUCUGAUGACUGGGAGAAGAAGAUCGAGGGCUUGACCUCUCUCCGUGUGAUGGCUCAGAACCACAUGGACAUACUGAUGCCUAAACUCCAUGAUAUCUGCCUUGCCAUUAUAAAUGAGGUGAAGAACCUGCGCUCUGCAGUGUCUUGUGCUGACAGUGAGGUGGAGGGGACGGCACGCGUGCUGCUGCACAAAGGCAGCGAGGCCAACGCCUUCAUCCGGCAGGGCGCCAACUUUGCCCUGGGUCACAUGGUGCAGAGCUGCACCCCUACACGUGUCAUGAAUGCCCUGCUGGUCGGUGGGCUGAGCCACCGUAACGCUGCGGUGAGGAGCUGCACUGCUCAGCACCUGGAGAGACUGGCUGAGGUCAUGGGGACGGCUUGUCUCCUGUCGGGGAAGAAAAACCUCACUGACCGUUUCUUGAUUGCCGUCAGUAAACUGGCUGUGGACCCUUCACAGGAAGUCAGGUUUUGCCUAUUGAUGGCAGCUGUGGGCAUACAAGCACAACAGACACCUUCUAUAAAUGACCUCAACGCUGAAUGCCUUGGUAACGUUAUUCGUUUGAGUGUCACUCCUCUUUUUGAAGAUGUUGACGCUGUCUUCAAUGACACACAAAUCAUAAACCUGACGCCUGGCCUUGCUACUCAGUGUGGAUUCAGCUUUAAAUUUGACCCCAUGGGGAAUGCCAUGUUUUUUGCUUCUCUUCAAAACUGCUUUUCCCAAAACAUGGAUGAUAAGAUGUUCAGCUUGGUCAUGCAGUUCAGGCUGCCAGGAAACCACAUGACUGAAGACCCUGUUUAUAGAGUUGGCAAAACCUGUAGCUACACCCCCUGGACCUCCCGAGAGAUUCUGUGCGACCGCAACUACAUGGAGGUGUCUGUCAGGACUCUUCCAGACAUCCAAACCAUCCCCAAACAGCCCACUGGGGGCCCGAAAGCAAGGAGCGACAACUUCCGGAGGGGAGCUGAGAGCCAUAUUCAGGAUGACCAGUACUUUGUCACUUACACCAUUGAGCCCAUGCUUGAGUUGCUGUGGAUCGAGGAGGUCGCACACGAGAACACCAGCUAUAAAGUCCUCUUCCCUAUCACAACACCUCCGAUGGCCAGGCCUCCACAAGUUCGCAACUACACGCCCUUAGACACAGUUCCUGAGCAGGCAGUGUUUGUGCUUGAGUUGGGGACCUUCAACCUUGAUGUGGAGCUGCUGAACAUCACCUUUCCCACCAUGGUGCUAACUGUUGCAGAGUGCAACGCCAGGGGCUUCAAUGUUCAAGAGCAGAGAUCCCCGGACAACACCUUGAAGACCUUCAGGAUGGAGGUGCCCUUCUCAGACCCGGUGGUCUUUAAGGAGAGAAGGGCGGAACAAGGUGUCACAACCUUCACUCUUCAGCUGAUCUACGGCCUGGUCAUCUUUCCAGAGUACGCUCCUUUCUCUCACUCUGCCGUUGUGGACGCUGUACUGCUGGACAUUGUGCCACCCUCAGUCACUGGCAACUGUGAUCAGGAGAACUUCCACAUCACUGUGGACUACAGGAACCAAGAGCCCUUUUUUGUGGUCUUGGUUGGCAAGCGGCUGCUUAACCAUGAGUUUGCUCAACAGUAUUUAACAGAGGGCGACACAGACUUCACCAUCACGUUGCCCUUCUCUUCGCCGGACGCAGUGUUUGAGUCGGUUCACUCGUCCUCUGUCAGGAGCAGACUGGAUGUGGCUCUGUUGAAUCCUUACAACAACAUGACCAUCAAAUACUUUUCCCUGGCUUGCAGCUUCCUCAAAACGCUGACUGAGUGUUUCUCUAACGGAACGAUGACUGCGCUGGCAGUGAAGGUGGAGUCUGCUCCCGGUCUGAACCCCGGUCAGCUGACCCUGAGCGACCCCGCCUGUGGUCCCACCUACAGUGACGAUCGCUUCGCCUACUUCCACUUCACUGUGAACUCCUGUGGCACCACCAGGAAGUUUAUCAACAAUGUCAUGCUGUAUGAGAACGAAAUCUCCUUGCCAGAUGAACUUGAGGUGAAGCUGAAUGCCACGACGUCUUCAGAGGAGGAAUAUCAGUUAAAGGUUUCCUGCUACUAUGUGGCCAACAUCACUCGCACAUUGGCCUUUCUGACCAGGCCGCGUGACAACGAGCCUUUUGCCGAGACUGGGACUGGUCGACUAAUGGUCAGAAUGAGACUCGCUCAGGACGCCUCGUAUAACACGUUCCACCAGGAGGAGGACUAUCCAGUGGUGAGGUACCUUAGACAGCCUCUGCACUUUGAGGUGGAGCUGACCACGUCCUCUGAUCCCAAGGUAGCGCUGGUGCUUGACCACUGCUGGGCCACCCUCAACGAGGACCGUGACUCCCGACCCCGGUGGAAUCUCAUCAUUAAUGGCUGUGAGAACCCCGAGGAUCCAUACCGUGUGGUCUUCCACCCGGUAGAAGCUGACGCCAGGGUCCACUUCCCCUCUCACGUCAAACGCUUUGAGGCCUAUAUGUUUUCCUUCGCCGAUGAUGCGGUUGAGCCGAGUGGCCAGGUCUUUGUCCAUUGUGAUGUGGUCAUCUGUGAUGCCAGUAGUCCCACUGGCGGCCCCUGUAGUGGACAAUGUGUGAAUCAGGACAACCUGAAAAGAGGUCAACGACAUGUCAAAGACCUCUUUGAGGAGCGUCAUGUAUAUGUUUCUUCUGGAUACAUUCUUUGGGUGUAAUGUAUUGUUCUAACAUGACAAAUAAAGUGUUCUAUAUAAAACAAUCCUAA